Molecule: messenger RNA, 1256 nt
Organism: Prorocentrum cordatum
Lineage: Eukaryota; Dinophyceae; Prorocentrales; Prorocentraceae
Source: the annotation of a GenBank genome assembly
GGCUAUCAUUGCGUUCGGGCUGCUGCGGAGCCUGCUCGUGGUCUUCCUGGCCCUCAACACGGUUGUCUUUCACGGCUCGAAGUUUGAGUUCACGGGCAGCGCGACCACGCAGAUCUUCACCGCCGCGAUGGCCCUAGCCGGGGUGCCGGUGAUGCUUGCCGCACUAUGGGGCGCGUCCGCGAAGGCCGUGGCGCCCAUCCGCUUGUAUGUGUACUACAUGCUGGCGGCCAUGGCCAUAGACCUUGUCUUCAUCCUGAAAGACAUGGUCAUCAGCGGCCCCUGCCAGCACCUGCCUGGCGUGGUCGGACCCGGCGGCGCGGCCUUUGCUUGUGGCAUUGCGCGGAUGCUCAACUCCUUCACGAUCCUCUUUGUCUUAGGCGUCGAGCUGUACUUCAUUUUCGUCGUGAGGUCAUACGCCGAGGAGCUCCGGCUGGCGAGCGGCCAAGACCUGUCCGACCUGGCCUACUACAGUGACCCAAAGGCCCGGCGUGCAGCGGGCAUGGCGGCGGGCAGCCGCUACGGCGCAGUGCCAGAGUACGGCGGCCUACUGGAGAGCCGGCAGCGAAUGCUCGGCGGCUCCACGGCGAUCUUCAGCGGGGGGCACCACGAGCUCCGCUAUCCCCGGGUGUGCGGCAACGGGCGGGGGGGACAGCCGAUGUCAGCUGAGCGGCCACCCGGCGCCACCCCUCGACGCCCCCCCGCGUUGGUCAUGAUGAAACGUCGCAAUCAAGGCAGGAUGAAGCGCCGAUGUGGGGGGCAGGCCCAAGGUGCAGGGCCCGUUCCCACCCAGGGACACUUGGUACACCCAGCAGCGCGCGCCCAGCGGAGCAAGCACGGCGCAGAUCACAACUCGAUUAUGUCGUUUUGCUCGCUGACGAGUUGGACGAGUGUCGGGUGAUCUUGGUCAUCUCUUUUUGAAGAACCAGUCGCCAGGAUCUCAAUGUCCAUCUUGAUUUUUUCAGUGCGUUGGAUUGUUGGGAGCACCGGUGCCGCUGCCCCUGUCCGUUGUCUUCGAGGCCCCGGUGGCCACGGCGGGGUCCGCCUCGGACUGCCGGUCAGGGCGCUCCCCAAUGGAGCCGCCAGGAUCUCAGGGCACCCAGCUCCGCCAGCGCCCGACCGUUGCCGUGCAGCCGGGCAUCCGCCGCCCCACACCCUCUGAGCGGCUGGGGCCGCACGAAAGGGGGGGGGAUAGGGACAGGGGGGGUUACGACGCAGCUGGUUUCGGCCCCGCCGCGGGGCCCAUUCCUCGACACAUC